AUGGUACCGUCGGGGGAAGAUCUGUCGUCGGCCGGGAGAAGGGUGGGGGCGGUCGCUGAGGAUGGGAGAAGGGAGAGGAUCAAGAACAAGGGCGGGCUCAAAAAUCAUAUCCGGAGGAGGCUCGUCUGCUUCUGUGGCGGCGCCGCUGGAGAACACAGGGAAGCGGUAGGAGGCGGCAUCCCCCAGAUGGGCGGCGGUGAAAUUGACAGGGCUCCGACGCACUUGGUUAUCAUGGUCAACGGUAUCAUUGGCAGGUAUCGUCUUUUACUGUUUUAAGAACAUCUGAUUAGAGUAGCUGAAUGUUUCUGAACGAAACACCUGCAAACAGCGCUCAGAAUUGGAGAUUUGCCGAAAAGCAGUUUCUGAAGAGGCUACCCCAAGAUGUCACUGUGCACCGUAAGCCUUCCCUUCGUCACAGUAUUACGUAGCUUCUAGCUCCCUAUGUUAUUAGCUCAGACGGUUUAACUGAACUACGAAUUAGAAAGUAUUUGCCAAAUGUCAUGGCUGAUGGCAAAGAUCUGAAUGACCGGGGAAUCUAGAAGCUCAGUGGGCUCCAUUCUCAAUGAGUAAGGAUCAGACUGAUGACAGCUCAGAAAUGGUUCAUGGCGUCAAGAACUGAAAGUACACUUUUUUUUUCAAUUAUUAGAUAAUUAAUAAGCAGUAUUUACUUGAAAAAUAGUGGAUUGAACCGUCAUCAGGCAUUAUCAGAUUUUUUAUUUAUAUUUUUUCUAGUCGUUAUGAAGGCAGCUUAAAAAGGGGGAGUCCAAUGCAUCCAUCUGCCCUCCCCCCAGCCCGGAUUUUUUCUCCGAUCUCAUAAAAUAUCCCAUUUCCCCUUGUGAACGUUGCUUCUCUGUAUGCCCCUGCAGGUAGCCGAUGUAACGGCAAUUUGUUGACUCUUGAUGGUGUGGAUGUAAUGGGAACGAGACUGGCAGAAGAGGUGCAUUAUAUGGUCCCUGAUUAUAUUCUGACAGUAAUUUGCAGCACAUUGUUGCUCCUUGAUUUAGUACCAAGUGCCCUGCUCCCUCAUCCCACCCAGGAUGCCCGCGGUUUGACUCCGUGGGCAAAGUCAACUGUUUCUGAAAUGAGCUGAACAUCACUACCUGGGUCUUUUCUUUCAGGUGUUGUCAAUCGUUAAGCAAGGGCCGAAGCUUCAAAAGAUAUCAUUUGUAGGGCACUCGCUUGGGGGCCUGAUUGCAAGGUACGCCAUCGCCAAACUCUAUGACCCAGGCCUUCCUGAAAAACCCUCUGAAGAAGAUGGCAGCCAUGAAGAUCCUGACAAGGGCACAAAACGCCUAAAAAAGGGAUCAGAGGGGAAGAUUGCUGGUUUGGAGCCCAUGAAUUUCGUCACAUUUGCAACACCGCAUGUCGGAUCAAGGUGGCACAGACAGGUGAGGCGAGAAAAUUUUCUUAUUCACUUGAAAUAUGUCGGAUCAGAUGAUGGGCAGUCGUGUAUAUCAUGUCACGAACUUCUUGGUGUUAUAAUAUUCUUGCCUUGUCUUGAACCUACGUGCGAUGAACCACAGAAAAAAACCAAGCUCAAUCAUCAUCUUAUUCACUUGCAGCAGAACACAAACUCUCAUCAAGUCAAGUUCUAGAUUUCUAAGCAACAAGACAGGGUGCUAGUUAAUAUAUAUACGAUUAAAACCAUUUUUUUUGUAUCUUUCCUUGUACAACCGCCAAAAGAUGAUUCAAGGGGUGGAAUAAUUCGUAUGAUACGGUGAGAGUAUCUUCUCUGUGUUUGGUGGUUGGUUAACUUAUCUCCUGUAUUUCACCAAGCACUGUAUUCUGGGAUGUCCUUCCCUAUGAAAAAUGACACACCUUGAAUGAUUCCUUGGUAGCCUCCGGAACUGUAGCAGAUUUCGUCUUUUUUUGCUAUCUGAAUUUCCUUCCUGAAAGAACAUUUCAAUCUUCAUAAAGCCCCGAGCCUGUUCUUCUCUGCUAUUUUCCAUCUGAGAGGAAACCUGUCUCAGAUUAUGGCCCAGAAUUGUGACAGAGUUUGUCUGCAGAUACCAAUGCUCUGUGGAGUUCGCCUCCUUGAAAAGACGGCACGUCGGAGCUCAAGGAUUCUUGGGAGAACAGGAAGGCACCUUUUCCUCGAUGACAACGACAUGGGCAGGCCCCCUCUUCUCGUUCAGAUGGUUAAAGACUCCGACGAUCUCCAUUUCAUGUAAGGUUCCAAACAGAGCAGACCCUCCGUUUUGUCCAGGUGUCUGUCCCGGAUUGACCUCGUCGACUCACAAUCAGGUCUUCUUUCCACAGUUCUGCCCUGCGUUCUUUUAGGAGGCUUGUAGCAUACUCAAAUGUGCGCUUUGACCGUAUCCUUCCAUCUGCUAAAGAGUUGAAAUUCCCAACUCGGCAGGCCAUGAUUUGUUCUGUUUUCUGAGAUAAAAUCUUAACCCGAUUAUAAAAUAGACAUUGUUGGCUGGAACACUUCGUCGAUCCGUCAUCAAGAUGAGCGUCCAAAGGUAGACUCUGAGACUCGUCACUGUUGGAGUUUGUAUCUGAAAACUCACACUGUGUUCUGCAUCCGGCAGCUUAAGGCGCACACAAAGAUUAGCGGGUAUCGACACAUUGUGCGCGUGGAGCCCCCAAAAGCCGUCAAUAUCGAGCAGGAUGCCUCUCUGGAUUUUGACAUGAAGACCAACGAGUUGCAAGGUUUGCCUUCGAUAUGUUCUUUUGUUCUUCUUUUAUCGCUUAAAAAAAUAUGGACUGUGAUCUCCGCGUUCAUUUAUUUAUAACCUUUCGGUCACAUGGGUCAGUCUUUCAUCGCUGAGAUUUUAUUUGAGCGGUAUUGAAGCAGUGGCUCAUCUUUUUUCCAUUCAUGGCGAAUUUGGACUCCCCUUAGGAAGUUAAGCAUGCUGAAGCAGAGGUUUGGAUGAUCCACAGUAAAAAAAAGUGCAGGUUUAGGAGAGGAAUAAAAAAUGGGAGAUUCGCAUGAAAAUCUAGGCAAAAAGUUCUACACAGAAGAGAGAAUUAAAGCUUCAUCAUUUAUUGAAGUUGUAUGCAGGUUUCCAUAAAACUUCAGAACGUCUUCCAGUCAAAGAAGAGGGAAUGAAAAUCCAGAGUCAACGCUUCCAUACUUUUUCUAUCCGAGUUCAAUCACAUGAUCUAGCUAAAGUAUCAGAAAAAAUGAAAAAAACGGAAAUUGUACUAUACGUGACAGAAUUUCAGCUUAGGCAUUGAAGCAUACGUGAGGUUUUGGUGAGUUGCCAGAGCUUAAUUUUGCUGUCAGAGAACUGCAGCGAGUGACAUGGAGGCCUAGCCUGUGCCACUGUACAAGAACAUGCAAGAAAGAUGGUUAUUGUGGCCCUGGCCACUGUUUAUUGAGUUAAUGAGUCACCUUCGCCUUUGCCUGUGCAAGCUAUGAGCUGGUUUGCUAUUAAAGUGAUCGAAUAUUUAGAUAAUCAAAUUUUUGGCUCUUGGGCACAAUAAUCUGUAGUCAAGUUAUAUUCCUAAUCGAGUAAUCAGUGUAAAGAGUCUGUGUACUGAUAAUCUCGGCCUUGAAUGCUUUCCUUCAGUUACUUCUGACUGUGAUUCUUAUGUUCUUCCUCUUGUUCUGAUAUCCACAGAGGCGAUGAUCGAUUCCCUCAACAAGGUUCCAUGGGAAAGAGUAGACGUCAGCUUCCACAAAACCAUACAAAGAUUCAUGGCCCACGAAACCAUUCAGGCACGUACUUGCUUCCGAAAAUCAUACAAAGCUCUGUUUUUUCAGUAUAGUUGAACCAAUUCAAACUGACUUUCAAUAAAUAAAGAAAAAAUAAAAACAGUGUGACACAGCCGUUCGAUGCUUUUUGCUUUUUAAAUUUUUUUUUUGUGAAGCUAGUCUUGGUAGAAGAAUGCAAGAGAGAGAACCCUCUCUCUGUGCUUACAAGAGUAUAGAAAGAAUAUGUCAAGUCCAAGGAAAUAAUUGGCUUUUUAGGAUUUUUCAGUUUAAAAUAUAGGGUUUACUGGGUAACUUCAAUUCGCACCAGGGCUGGCAAGGAUUCAAUAGGCGCUUGUGAACUCACAGGAAGAUUCUCUCUUGCUUCUUCCUCUGCUGGAUGAGAGAGUUGGCAAUCUAAUUCAUCAAUUUCCUGUGCUACAAUCCUAUUAGCUAUCAGUCCUCUUUAGCAAUGGAAGAUUGUUGUAGCCAUAUGGGUAAUUCGAGGGAGCUCCUUCAGCUCUCAGCAUCCACACCAACUCACUCCUCAAAAGAAGGAUGAGCCUGGCUGCAACAGCCCAGUGAUAGCCACGGAUUUGCUCUAACAUUGCUUUCCCAUUUGAUUAAUUCUGCCUGUCGUUCCCAUAUAACCUUGGUUUUGGGUCAGAAAUUCAAUGAACUUUGCAGCCGAGGCGUUGUUCUACGUCACAGCAGCUUGAUCUUGGCACCGAGAACCCAAAGCUGAUCAAAUGACUAACCUUUUCGCCGUUGAUUUGUUCAGGUCAAGACCCGGUGCUUGAACUCAGCUGGUGCAGACGUGAUCUCCCACAUGAUUGACAAUUUCCUCCUGUGA
This is a messenger RNA of Spirodela intermedia, 4493 nucleotides long. Lineage: Eukaryota; Viridiplantae; Streptophyta; Magnoliopsida; Alismatales; Araceae. The record is from the annotation of a GenBank genome assembly.